CAUGGUGUUGCUGUGCUUUCAGGCAGUCUGGAAGUGCUGCCUUCACUCCAGCACUGGAUUCAUCUUCAUUCAGUUUUGUAAUUUUGUGCUUUAUUUCCAAAAGCAGUUCAGCACAGGCUUUGGUGGUGACGUAAUUCAUGGCAGGCUUCUCCGGCUUUGACCACUAGAGGACACUCUUUACCCAUAAAUGGCGCUCAGAAACACACGCGAGAGGGCUCCCAGAUGAGAAGAGAUGCCUUUGGCUGCCCUGUAGUGGAGUGAGCAACAGACAAGAUUGUCCCAAAGAUGACCACCAAAGACAAAGUAAAGUGACAUCUCAGCAGGGCGGACCAACUGUCAGCACAGCACACUCAGGAAACAGGAUUUUGAUUGAGUGUGUGUGUGUGUGACUGUACAGUAUGUACAAGUGCUUGCGUGGAUGAGCAUGCGCCCUUGCUUCACGAGGAAGAGUUUAUGUGUGUAAACAAGAGUGAUUCAAGGAAAGAAGCGACGGAAAUCUUCUCAACGACAUGAGGCUAUAAAAACCAAACGCCGUCCACCUUCAAGGAGCUGCCGGCCAAAGGACAGAGCCUCUCCUCCCUGUGACCGGCUCGGCCAGGUGGCACCCAGGUUAUAACCCCCCCCACCACCACCACCCACCCAGGCCAUUCAGCCGCCAACAUGCUGCAGCAGAUUCUAAAGGACAUGUACAUCGACCCUGAUGUGCUGGAGGCUCUCAACGAGGACCAGAAAAAGACUCUGUUCCUGAAAAUGCGCCAGGAGCAAGUGCGCCGCUGGACGGAGCGAGAGGAGAAGCUGGAGAGAGAAGGGGGGGACAAGAGGACAAAGCCAAAAAAAGCCAACAGUAAGAAUGUGAGCUGGCUGCUGGGUCGGGAUGGAGACGUGGCGGUCGUUGUGAUCGGCGAGGUGGACGAGCUGAACGAGCUGAGCUCCAAAUUCAUCUGCUCGGGGUUCGGGGAGAAGAAGGCGCCGAAUCCUCAGAGCAAUUCAUACCAUCAAACUAUCCUGAAGAGCAGAAAACCCACAGAAGCUGUCAGAUCUGAGAAGCAGAACUCCCCCCCGAAAACACAACCUGGAAUUUCACUGGAUUUAAAGGGGAAACGUGAGGAGACGAGCACUUUACUCCCUCUGCCGGUGUCAGUGAGCGAGCAUUCAUCACCUCCAGCAGCAGCAGCAGCAGCAGCAGCAAAGCCCGAGUCGAAGUCAGCCAGUGCGACUGAGGAGAAGUCGGCUCCCCAGCCCUCCAUCUGCUCCCGGUCUCCCAUGAGAGCUAGCCCUGUCAAUGUGAGACCGGCUUCUGCAAAUGCGGCACCAGGCUCUGUCAACACGAGGCCUGGCCUCGCAAAUCUGAGGCUGGCCGCCGCCGCGCUAUCAGCUUCCCCCAGCAGCACUGUCAAAAUAGACUCUGGAGCAACGAUACCCACCAAAGUUGGCCUGCGUGCACCGGAGCCUCAGAAGCCCAAGGAAUCACAGGGUGGGAAAGAUAUCGGUGCGUCACAAGCGUCUCGGAGGGCCGCCCCAGAGGAGCCCGGGUCAUCAGGGAGCACCCCGACCUGCGCAGGGCGUGGCCGCGUGGCUCAGCUGAUGAAAACCUUCAGCGUCGAAAACACUGCUUCCCCCGCACAAACCCCUCCCCGAGGCAUCAAGCCCCCGCUCCCCUCCAAGCCGAGCCACUUGCGUCUGACGACCACGCCAACUGUGAGGUAAUCCUUACACACCGAUGCGCAGGCGCCCACCCAGCUUCGCUCACGCAUGACUCAAAUGAAGCCACACUGGACACAGUCGGACACCUGACGUGGAGCCUCAGCCAGUGGGCUAAUUGGACGGAGAACUCCGAAGGUGGCUGUCAGAAAUGUUAAAGUUCACAAUGUUGCUUUCACUCCCAAAGCACAGCAAUGGAAAUGCUUGAAUGUAAUGUUUUUACUAUUUUUUUUUUGGAUGCCACAGUACUGUAAACACUAUCUGUGCGGCAGAAA
This is a messenger RNA of Acanthopagrus latus (yellowfin seabream), 1976 nucleotides long. RefSeq lists its product as uncharacterized. The transcript is spliced from 8 exons. Gene Ontology annotation, cellular component: cytoplasm. The record is from RefSeq and is a predicted model, not a curated record. Bases 661 to 1707 code for a protein of 348 amino acids. Lineage: Eukaryota; Metazoa; Chordata; Actinopteri; Spariformes; Sparidae.